CUGGCAUACUUUUAGGAUCACAUUGUCGAUUUAUCCACUCGUGUUUUUUCCUCGCCCUUGUUUGCUGCAAUAACUUGAAUCAAACAACUCAAUAUCAGAAAUCCCUACAUAUAUCCUUAUUUUAAAAAUCGCAAGACUUGAUGAAAUAUCAUUUACAAAUCGAAGCUAUUAAUUUUAAGUGAAUAGUACGUUAAUUGGUUAGAGUGUAAGUGAGAAAAUGGCGAAAAACAAAAGUACUGUCUAUCUUGGCUUUGAGGAUGAGGAAAUUACAGGCAAACACGGGUCUAUAUUGAACAGUACGGUGAACAAAGUUGGUGGAACGCCGGAUUGGCCCACUGGUGAGAUAAAAGUGCCUUCGUGCCCGCUCUGUGGCACAGCACGUCCGCUAAUUGUACAAUUGUAUGCCCCAUUGGAACAGUCACAAUUUCACCGCACGCUGUAUGUAUUUGCAUGUUUAAAUCCGGCUUGCUCUCAAAGCUCGAAGAGUUGGCUAUGUGUACGGACACAACAUCUGGACACACCAAGUGAAGCGGAAUUAAUUAGCGCCGUGCCACCACCACUGACAGCUGGCGGUGCUAGUGCAAAGAAAAAGAAGGGCAAUAAACAAGCAGCCAAUGCAACGCAACCACAAAAAAUUGCUUGGUGUAGCGGAGCCGAUGACUGGGGCGAAGCUGUAGAUGAGAGCUGCACUGCGGCCGAUAAUGGUGUGGAGCGCAUGGAUACAGGUGCAGAUGAGUUGCAGCAUCAAAACGAAGAAAACGGCAAUGUGAUUGGGAAGAAUGAUAAUUCACCCACACGUGGUGCACACUUGCCACGUGCCGAUUCAGGCAAUAGUGAAGCCGAUGAAGAUGAUGAUGAUGAAAGCAAUUCAAUGGAUAACGAACUAGUUUAUGGAUUCGGUCAGCUGGAUAUGCAUUCACCGCAAAAUGCGGCUGAGGACCCAAACGCCAAUUGUGCGGCCGGUAAUGCUGCAGCUGCAGCUGCUGCCGAUGGUGGUGCUAUUAUGGGCUUCGGUGGUGCUACCGCUACCAUUUGUGCUGAAAUAGAGGGCGCUGAAACGGAUGUUGUGCUCGUGGAGACGCCACUAAAGCCGGAGCGUGACUUAAUUGCACUCUUGAAACACACCGCAACGCCGGCAGCUCUGGGUCCCCUUGCUAAGAUUUCCGAUGUCACUAUAAAACCCUUCUUUAUCGCAGUGGACAUAGAGCAGCGUCACAAAUGUGGUGAAUAUGAAAACUAUAGUGGUACGCUAUCGGCAGAUCACAUACGUGAACUAUAUCAGGAGUAUAAGCGGCAAGAUGAGGCCGCACAUUCGCCAAACGGUGCUGGUGCGAUUGUUGGUGCAAGUGAAGGAGGUGGAGGUGGCGAUGACGCAGAAACCUAUGAGAAAACUUUGCCGGCGCAUGGCGACAUAAUUUUCCAUCAAUUCGUUAGUACUUUGCAACAAAAUCCAGGCCAGAUAAUAAGGUAUUCACGCGACACACUACCACUUUUAAUGGGACCACUUUCCGAACCGAUACCUAAGUGUGCGAAUUGCAACGGCGAGACCAUUUGUGAGAUUCAAAUCCUUUCUACACUCAUACCGAAAUUGCGUUUGCAACAGAACAGCGAAUCGGUGCCCAUAGAAUAUGGUAACGUCCUGGUGUUCACAUGCCUCAAAUGCUGCUGGGAUACACCAGACAAAAUGCGCUAUGAACGAGUCGUCGUACAAGCAGAACAAUAAGUAGAAAGAAAAACAAAACGAAGAUUGGCGAUGUGGGCGUGAUAAGGCAACUGAAAAUCCUAGUAUCUAGCGAAUAUGCUUAAUUUUUUGUGAAUUUCAUAGGCCUAGCUUACACUUGAAAGAAACCAAAGUACCCGUGUUUAGGUCUAACGGCAUUACAUUCAAACUAUUAAAGUGUUAAAUUACUAAAGUAUGUACCUAGAUGCGUUUACAAAGUGAAACUACUUCAAUUAAUAAAAUAGAAUAACCAAAGCUCUAAGAACACACCCUUUACAUACAUACAUAAAUACUUUUAGUCCUGUCGCUACAAUAUACGACGGACUUUUUAAACUACUACAACAGGCGAGCAACCAGAAAGCUUAUUUACCAGUUAGAAGUUUUAAAUUAUAACCAGCAGCAACUUGAGUAAAAUGAUUAGAAACUUUUAAUAUAAGAAUAUAACAACCGCAAAUUCAGACAUAAUUAGGUAAUAGGUUUCUCUCAGCGAGUUAGUUUUAGGAACAAAGCGAAGCUUGUAAGUUUUUAGUCAUUCAAUCUAAAUCAAGUGACCGACUAGUAAAUAUCUGCAUAUUUUAGAAUAGAUUUUCUGAUUAUAAUAAAUUAUUUAUGUUUGUAGAAUUUUUUCCUCACUAACUGCGAAUUAAAAUAAAUCUAAAUGCAAUGCCAAAGCAAUUUCGGAUAGACAAUUUGUUUUAAAUUUAAGCAGGGAAACAAUGUAUUUUAUUUGCUUAAUACAUAAAUAUGUAUGUAUGCAUUUAGGCCUUGUUGUGUACUUAGUUUCUUAAGUAAAAUGAUUGUAGAAUACGUAGCGUUGUUUUUAUUUAAAUUGGUUUAAAGCUAAAAUUUGCAAUUAUGUUUCUGAUCUUAAAUAAAAAUUUAAUCUUAGAAUUUAUGUAUUGCACGAGAGCUAGAAAAAGGAGAGUCGAAAUAAAAUAUGAGAAACUAAUGAAAAUUGUGCUUAAAUUUC
Anastrepha obliqua is the source of this 2690-nucleotide messenger RNA. RefSeq names its product programmed cell death protein 2-like (gene trus). NCBI's taxonomy places the organism in Eukaryota, Metazoa, Arthropoda, Insecta, Diptera, Tephritidae. The record is from RefSeq and is a predicted model, not a curated record. The transcript has 3 exons. Bases 218 to 1723 code for a protein of 501 amino acids. Gene Ontology annotation, cellular component: cytoplasm.